Molecule: messenger RNA, 918 nt
Organism: Lolium rigidum
Lineage: Eukaryota; Viridiplantae; Streptophyta; Magnoliopsida; Poales; Poaceae
Product: xyloglucan endotransglucosylase protein 7-like
Exons: 4
Coding region: 1-918 (305 amino acids)
Biological process (GO): xyloglucan metabolic process; cell wall biogenesis
Molecular function (GO): xyloglucan:xyloglucosyl transferase activity; hydrolase activity, hydrolyzing O-glycosyl compounds
Source: RefSeq, a predicted model, not a curated record
AUGGCGAUCUCGUCGAGGGUUCUCCUCGCCGCCGUCGCCUUUCUGGCCGUACUGGAGCUCGGGCUCGUCUCGGCGAACUUCAAGGACCAGUGUAACAUCACGUGGGGGCCGCACAACGCCGAGUUUACGGAGGGAGGAGAACAUCUCAAGCUCUCCCUCGUCAACAAGUCCUCAGGUUCUAUGGUGACGACCUUGAAGUCCUUCAUCUAUGGCAGCGUCUCCACCAGGAUCAUGCUGGUCAAGGGCAACUCGGCCGGCACCGUCACCACCUACUACACGUCGUCCACUGGCAACUUUAGUCUUCACGACGAGAUCGACUUCGAGUUCCUGGGCAACUCGUCCGGCGACCCCUACACCCUCCACACCAAUGUGUUCGCCGACGGCGUGGGCGCCCGGGAGAUUCAGUUCAAGCCCUGGUUCGACCCCACCGCCGACUACCACAACUACACCAUCUUCUGGAACCCCUGCAUGAUCGUGUGGUACGUGGACAGCUUCCCCAUCCGCGUCUUCCGCAACUACACGGGUCUGCCGUUCCCGACGAGGAAGCCGAUGUUCGCCUACUCCAGCAUCUGGAACGCGGACGACUGGGCCACGCAGGGCGGCGCGGUGAAGGCGGACUGGACGCAGGCCCCCUUCUCCGCCGAGUACCGCGACCUCGACCUCCAGACCUGCGAGUGCGCCGCCGGCGCCUCCGACGACGCAUGCGCCGACAGCUGCGCGUCGUCCAAGUACGCGGUCGAGCCACGGUGCGAGCUCACCGACAAGGAGAAGCGCCAGAUGAAGGCCCUGCAGCUGGGAUACACCAUCUACAACUACUGCGACAAAGCAAGGACCAACGUCGCCAAGGAUCCCGCUACCGCCGACCCCGUACCGCCCGAGUGCGACUUGGACGACAAACAGGACCAGGGCCAGUACUGA